GCCGAUGAUGCGAGGGCGGUGAAGGAAGUUCGAGAGCUGACGUCGGGCGCCGGAGGAGGGAAGCUCCCGGCUUUGCGAGGCGGUGGGCGGCUGGUCUCGGAGCGCUCUCGUCCCCCCUCCGUCCGAAGCGAUGAAUUCGCUGGAACAGGCGGAAGAUCUCAAGGCUUUUGAAAGAAGGCUAACUGAAUACAUAGCUUGUUUACAACCAGCUACUGGACGCUGGAGAAUAAUUCUUAUAGUGGUAUCAGUCUGUACAGCCACUGGUGCUUGGAACUGGUUAAUAGAUCCUGAAACACAGAAGGUAUCUUUUUUCACAUCUCUAUGGAAUCAUCCAUUCUUCACCAUUAGCUGUAUUACAUUAAUUGGUUUAUUUUUUGCUGGAAUACAUAAAAGAGUAGUGGCGCCCUCAAUCAUAGCUGCUCGAUGUCGAACUGUUUUGGCAGAAUACAACAUGUCGUGCGAUGACACUGGAAAAUUAAUCUUGAAACCUCGGCUCCAUGUCCAAUAACCCGUUGCUUUUGUGUGGAAUUACACAUACUGAUGUUGUAGAGGAUUGUGGAAUUACACAUACAGAUUUUGUUUCUUCAGUUCAACAAGGCCAAAUAUUAGGACCGAGAAACAGGUUUGUCUUCAAUGUGGGAAUGGAACAAGGGCAAAACAUCUGGCGUCCCCCAAUCUUUUGUGUUGUCAGUUUCUUCUAGGACAGUAUUACUGUGUCCUCAUCUCUAAUGGCGAGGUGGCACCGAGGCAGCCUCUCCGAGACUCGUCCGCUAUUACAAUGCGCAAAUAAUUGUAAAUAGAAAACGGUUACAGUAUUUGUACUGCCAUCUGCCGCCACCGUUUUUUAAUCAGUGCGUGUGUUUGUUGAUCGCGAAGCCUUUACCCUCUUCCACGUCUGCGGCACCUGAUUUGUUGACAUGUCACAUCCCGAGGUCAUCCCGGUUUAUCCCAUGGACGAGAGAGGGUUGACAUGUUGCCUAACGUUUUGCAAUGGGGUCCUUCUGACGGCAGCAGCUUCAGUCGCCUGGAACUUACCAGCGGAACAUUUAAGAGUAGCAUCCAGGUCACCAUGUUGGGUUAGCUGCUUCCCACAACUCUGCAGAGACUGUACGGUGUAAACUUGGUUUCCUUUCUGGCUCUCGUUUGGAUCCAGAACAUGGGGGGGGGAGAGUCUUCAGGGUCCCAUUUUGCAUUUUCUUGCUAGUAAUUAUAAAGGUUUGGCCUUUGCAAAUUGGAGAAGCCAGAGGAACAUCCCAGACAAAUACUUGGCCCGGAUGAACAAGCUCGUUUUUUUUAGUCCUAGUUUUUCGCUCUGUGCCACCUUUGGCCUGCUCUAUUAUCCACUAGCUUGCGGUUUUUUAAGCUCUUCCUCUCCCAAGUUAUCCUUUUUCUCUGCCUAAAAACAAGGUAUUGUAUUUGAAAUUAACAUUGGGAGAGUUCUGCCAUGAAAUUAGUAUUGCUGGAUGUGACGAAAUGUUCUUCAUAUUACUUGACGGAAAGAAGUGCCAGAAAUUAACCAAACCAUCUUGUUGCUCUUUUGGCUUUUGUUUUAGCCUGGUGCAUGCUGGAUGCCCUCAACUGACCUAACGCAAUUGAAGGAUUGGGAAGUAGGCUUGUAGGCCUUGUAUUGUACACCCACAACAACCAAACUGAGCUUGGGGGUAGCUAGGUGAGACUGCAAAUGUUUGAGUAGGUGAAAGCAUCAGCAUCUUGGAAACCUUACGAGAUGCUAUCAAACCAUAGUACUAGGUGUAGAUCAUGGCUUAGGUUAGUAGAAGUACUGGAGACAUGAAGCUUUCACUUUGGUGUUGGAAGUGGUCUCUUUGGCUGUAUUUUUCACCAAAAAUACCUGCUUAAGGAAAAUGUCUUGAGCCAUGAGGUCAGAUUCUAGACUGUUUAAGUGACUCUGGUGUUUCUCCAUAUGGGAAAUUUCUUUAAACUUUUUUUUUACAAACCACUUCCAGCCAUUUUAAUUACCCUUGUUACACAGAAGUGUUAAAGUAAAAAAAAAAAAAGUGACUUACAGUCACAGUGUGACUUUUAAAAUACUGACCCAGGAAUUUAGUUUUAAAUCUUUGCGCCUUUUUUUUAAAUGUACAAACUAUUUUAAUAAGCGCAUUGCUCUUUAAGACACAACUGAGACCAAAGGGAACCUUAACUGUGCAAGAAGUUGUAGAAAAAGAAAUCUCUUGGAUUAAUAAAUGCACCUCAAAGUUUGAUUUUUCUUCUUUUGCUCUUGAAGUGUCUUCUCUAUUCCUUACGUCCCCGUGGUUUUUAAGCAGCUGUACAUUUUUGUAGGAAUUGCAUUUUAAAUAAAUAUUUUAUUGUUUGAUCUUUUAAAAAAAAAA
Messenger RNA from Crotalus tigris (Tiger rattlesnake), 2348 nucleotides. It is a transcript of the gene CNEP1R1, whose product is annotated as CTD nuclear envelope phosphatase 1 regulatory subunit 1. The coding region runs from base 131 to 508 and encodes 125 amino acids. The transcript is spliced from 6 exons. The record is from RefSeq and is a predicted model, not a curated record. Gene Ontology annotation, cellular component: cytoplasm; Nem1-Spo7 phosphatase complex. NCBI's taxonomy places the organism in Eukaryota, Metazoa, Chordata, Lepidosauria, Squamata, Viperidae.